AUGACCGAUGUUGAUCAGGAACCCAUACUAAAUGGGAACUUAAAUCAUGAUGAAUCUUUUACAAAUUUGGAAAAUGUUGAUAUUUCUAAUUUUACUGAAUUUUUACUUGAUAUGAUUGGCAUUCUUCUUAAUAGCAAAGAUGAAAAUAUGCCACAAAUUUUAACAGCAAUUGAACAGUCAGAUGAAAUUAUUCGUAGAUUUAUUUGUUCUGUACAUCAAUCUGUUUUAGUUGUUAAUAGAACUGUUCAUAAAGAAAAUGAUAGAGAUGAUGAGGAAAAAGUUACCGUUGCUUUUUCUAUUGCCUCAGAAGUUGUAUUUAUUGGAGAAAAAACUUCAACUAUUGUUUUUAUUAAAAAAGGACCUGUAAUUGAUACUGAAAAACCAAUCGCUGAACAAGUACGAGUCAAUACUGUUUCUGAUGGAAAUCCUUAUGAAACAUUAUUAGUUAAUAUUUCAAAAAUAACAACACCAUUUUUUAAAUCAUUUAUUAAUGAAGCUCGAAGAGGUGAAAGAGAUAGUGGAGAUAAGUUUGCUCCAACGGUGGAAAAAAAUUUAAGUGAAGUUGAAGUUGCUUUACUUCACUUAAAACAGAAUAUUGAGAUUCCUGACAUUGAUCUUGUUAUUGAUCCAGUUAUUGCUGAAGUCGUUAGUAAAGCUCGGUCACAAUUACGGAAGGCUACUGUUGCUGAUUUACAAGAUAAAAUUUCUGACACAAAUUUUCUUAAUCAACUUCAAAAUGGUGUUAAUAGGUGGAUAAAAGAAAUUCAAAAAGUUACAAAACUUGAUCGUGAUCCAGCUUCUGGUACUUCAUUGCAAGAAACAGCUUUUUGGCUUAAUAUGGAACGAGCUCUUCUUAAAGUUAAUCAAAAAAGAGAAAGUGAGGAAGUUGUAUUGACCCUUGAAGCACUAAAAAGUGGUAAGAGAUUUCAUGCUACCGUUUCAUUUGAUGCUGAUACUGGAUUAAAAGAACGUUUGGCUCUUGUUAGUGAUUAUAAUAUGAUUAUGAAAGAUUUACCAUUAAAUGAUUUAAUGAGUUCUAUGGAUUUAAGUAGUAUUAACAGUGCACUACAGUCUAUCUUUAAUCAAUUUAAAAAAUUCAGGAACUCAAAGUAUCCAAUUAGUCGUGCUUAUAAGCUUGUUGAAGUUAUUUCACGAGAUUUGGAUAUGCAAAUGAGGAAAGUACUUAGUAAUAGUUCAUUUAUGCAUAUGAAAUUCUCGGAUGUUGAGUAUACUUACAAUGAAUGUCAGAAAAUUUUUACAACAUGGGAAGAAGAGUGUGCUAGAAUAAUGUCUAUUUUGAGGGAUGCUUCAAAGAAGAAAAGAGAAGAUGGAACAACACAUGCUAAAAGUUACCUUCGUGUUAAUCCACCUCAUAAAAAAUUAGAAAUGAGGAUAGCUGAGAUAAAAAAAAUAAGAACACAGCAUGAACAAUUAAGAAAUGUUGUUAAUAGAGUCUUAAGAUAUCAAUCUGAUAAACUGGGAAAUAUGUUUGUCUAUUCAAAUGAUGAAAAUAAAGCUCCAUCUACAGAUUCAACAAAUGAAAAUGGUGUUUUGAAGCAAAUUGAUUUUGCAUAUGAAACAAUAAAAAAUGUUGAUGCCAUCGACACAACUGAGCAUGGUUCAGAAAGAUGGUUUGAAGCAAUUAAACAUUACGAAGAAAUAAUUGAUAGAGUUGAAACUCAAAUUGCAAGUAAACUUUGUGAUCAAUUAAAUCGUGCAAAAGAUGCUUCAGAGAUGUUUGGAAUUUUUUCAAAUUACAAUGCUCUUUUUAUCAGACCUGCUAUUCGUGGUGCCAUAAAGCAAUAUCAAGAUAAACUUAUUGAACGUGUAAAAGCUGAUAUUCAAGAAUUAAAACAUAGAUAUGGUAGUAAGUUAGCUGAACAAAGAGCUACUUUCAUCGCAAUGACUAUGUAUCUACCGACAUGUGCUGCCAAAAUUCUUUGGGUUCGCCAAAUUGACAGGCAAAUUCAAAUGUUAAUGAAGAAAGUUGAAAAUGUUCUUGGACAAUCUGCUGAUAAUCACACAGGUGGAAAAACAUUAAAAACUGAAUGUCAAAAUUUUAGACAACUUUUGAAUUGUGAGGAAAUAUUUAAUGAGUAUAUUGAAUCUGUUAAAGAUAAAGAUUUAUCACCAGCUGGUGAAAAAUUAUAUACAGUUGAAAACAGAAAAACACCUGACAGCAAAAUUGAAAGUAUUUUGAAAGUAAAUUUUAGUACAGAUGUUAUAACUGUUGUAAAUGAAAUACGUAAUUUGAAACAUAUGAACUUUAGAAUUCCAUUAAAAAUUGCUUCAAUGACUCAUCAAGUGUAUCUUGUUUAUCCUUUUGCUGUUUCUAUCAUUGAUUCUAUUCGUACAUAUCAUAGUGUAAAUUUAAAGGUAUCAUCUAAACCUUCCAUUGCUCUUUUGGUUGCUACAUAUAAAAAUGAGAUUCAUAGUUUAAUUGAGGAAGGAUCUGCUUUGACAUGGGAUUCAUACAAAAUUGAACCUUAUGCUCAAAAAUUAAGUGAAGUAAUAACUAAAUACAAUGAAAAAGUAGAUGAACUACUUAACGUUGUUUCACAAAUAGAAAUUAGUCUUGAUCAUCUAUCAAUUUGUGCAUAUGAAGUAAAACAAUUCACUAGUCUUCUCAACGAUAUUCAAAAAGGUAUAGAUUUACUAACAUUAGGAAGUUAUUCAAAUUUAAAACAUUGGGUUGCUAAAAUUGAUGAAGAUAUUGAAAAUAGACUUGCUUAUCGUGUUGAAGAUGCUAUUAAUUUGUGGGAUUUAGUUCUUCGUCAAUCUCGUGAAGACAUUGAAGAUGCCAGAGAGGCAAGUAAAUUGAUUCCAGAAAUUAUGCCAAUAGAACUUGAAUUACGAUUAACUUCUCAAGUUAUGCAAGUUUAUCCUUCAUUAGAACAAUGUAAAGCUAAUUUAUAUGAUCAAUUAUAUAAAUGGCAAUCAGUUAUAAUCGGUCAACAAAGAAUCACAUCAAAUAAAUAUACAGUAAUGUUGGAACAUGAUACUGAUGAUGAUGGUACUUAUCGUCACGUUUUGAAAAAAAUGCCAAAUAGGAUGACUGUUUUGAUAAAUGUUUACAAGACAAUUGAUAAAGUUAUAGCAAAUGCUUCAAAACAUAUCGGUGAAUGGAUGAGAUAUCAAGGACUUUGGGAUAUGCAACCUGAUGUAUUAUUUGAACAACUUGGAAAAGAUUUAUCUAAAUGGAUGGAAGCUUUGGUUGACAUUAAAAAAUCACGUCAUCAAGUUGAUUCACAAGAUCCUAAAUGUGAAGAAAAUUGUUUUAUUUUCGAUCAUACAAAAGUUCAACCAAAAGUUUCUAUGAAAUAUGACUUUUGGCAUAGAGAAGUUAUUAGAAAGUUUGGAAGUAUUUUAGGAAAAGAGAUGCAAGAUUUCUUUGAUGAAAUUCAUAAAUGGAGAAUUGAUCUAGAAAGUCAAUCUGUUGAUACAGGUACAACAAGUGAUGCUGUUCAACUUAUUACAUAUGUUCAGAAAUUGAAAAAAGAAGCUAAACGUUGCAAGGAUACUGUUGAACGUUUACAACAUGGACAAAGACUUCUUGUACAACAAAGAUUUUCGUUCCCAUCAGCUUGGUUGUAUGUAGAACAAGUCGAAGGUGAAUAUCAAGCACUUAAUGAUAUUUUAUUCCGAAAAGAUAAUGCUAUUCAAACACAAGUUGUUCAUCUUCAAUCAAAAAUUAGAGAAGAAGAUGAAUUGGUUGAGAAAAGAAUUGAGGAUGUUCUUGAAGAAUGGAACAAAACUAAACCUAUUCAUGGUUCUCAAAAACCAAGUGAAGCUCUUGAAAAUUUGGCUACAUAUGAAACAAAAUUAAACAAAUUAAGAGAGGAAAGAGAAAAUAUGGUAAAAGCAAAAGCUGCAUUAGAAAUUACAUCUAGUGCAAAAAUGAGUGCUAUUCCAAAUGGUUUGGAUGUCACAAUGGAAGAAUUAAAUGAUUUAAAGAAUGUCUGGAAAUCUCUUGCACCAAUAUAUGAAACUGUUGAUGAGAUGAAAGAAAAGACUUGGUUGUCUGUACAACCACGUAAAAUUAGGCAAAGUUUAGAUGAUAUACUUGAAAAGAUGAAACAAUUACCUUCUCAAUUUCGUUCAUAUGAAACAUAUGACUAUGCCAAAAAAUCUUUGCAAAAUUAUACAAAAGUUAAUUUAAUUGUAGCUGAUCUUAAAUCAGAUGCCUUAAAAGAUCGUCAUUGGAAACAACUUAUGAAAGAAUUAAAAGUUAAUUGGAAUAUACAAGAUCUUACUCUUGGUCAAGUAUGGGAUGUUGAUUUAUUAAAACAUGAAAGUGUUAUUAAACAAAUAUUGCUUGUUGCUCAAGGUGAAAUGGCAUUGGAAGAAUUUUUGAAACAAGUUCGUGAAUUUUGGCAAGAUUUUGAAGUUGAAUUAAUCAAUUACCAAAAUAAAACUAAACUUAUUAAAGGAUGGGAUGAUUUAUUUAAUAAAUUGAAGGAGCACAUGAAUUCUCUUGCUGCUAUGAAAUUAUCACCAUACUACAAACAAUUUGAAGAAGAUUCAUUAUCAUGGGAGGAAAAAUUAAAUAAAAUUAAUGCCUUGUUUGAUGUUUGGAUAGAUGUUCAACGAAGAUGGGUUUACUUGGAUGGAUUAUUUAGUGGUAGCGCUGAUAUUGCUUCAUUAUUACCAAUUGAAAGUGGCCGUUUUGGAAAUGUUUCGACUGAAUUUUUAGCUUUAAUGAGAAAAGUUUCGCAAUCUCCACGUAUUUUGGAUGUUGUUCAUAUACAAGGUUCACAAAGACUUCUUGAAAGACUUGCUGAUAUGCUUGCUAAGAUUCAAAAAGCUUUAGGAGAAUACUUAGAAAGAGAACGUUCCUCAUUCCCUAGAUUUUACUUUGUUGGAGAUGAAGAUUUAUUAGAAAUUAUGGGUAAUAGUAAAGAUAUUACACGUUUACAAAAACAUUUGAAGAAAAUGUUUGCUGGUAUUAUGUCCAUAGAUUACAAUGAAGAAACAAAAUUAAUUACAUCUCUUAGUAGUAGAGAAGGAGAAAUUGUUGAACUUCUUUUACCAAUUGAUUUAAAUGCUUAUAAAAAAAUUAAUGAUUGGUUAACUGCUUUAGAAAAAGAAAUGCAACACACAUUAGCAAUGUUAUUUGCUCGUUCAGUAGCUGAUUUCUCUAAAAUUGAUAUUAAUGCACCUGAUUCUACUCCAUAUAUGAAUUGGCUUGAUACAUAUCCUGCUCAAAUUAUUGGUAUUAGUGUUGAAGCUUGGUUUACAACAUCUAUUGAAAAACAGUUUAUGCAAGGAAAAGAUGCUAAGAGUGUUCUAGAUGAUGUAGAAGCAACCUUAUCUGUUCUUUCAGAUGGUGUUUUACGUGAACAACCACCAAUUAGAAGAAAGAAAAUUGAAUUAUUAAUUACAGAAUUUGUCCACAAAAGAGAUAUUGUUAGAAAUUUGUAUGAGAAAAAAAUUAAUAGUAUACAUAACUUUGAAUGGCUUAAAGUUAUGAGGUUUUACCUUGAUAACACUACUACAGAUGCUUCAAAAAUGUGUCUUGUUCGUAUGGCUAAUGCUGAAUUUAAUUAUGGAUUUGAAUAUCUUGGAAUUCAAGAAAAACUUGUUCAAACUCCACUUACUGAUCGUUGUUAUCUUACUAUGACUCAAGCACUUCAUUCACGUCUCGGAGGAUCACCAUUUGGUCCUGCUGGUACAGGUAAAACAGAAUCUGUCAAAGCAUUAGGUCAUCAACUUGGAAGAUUUGUUCUUGUUUUCAAUUGUGAUGAAACAUUUGAUUUCCAAGCUAUUGGUAGAAUUUUAGUUGGUCUAUGUCAAGUUGGUGCUUGGGGUUGUUUUGAUGAAUUUAAUAGACUUGAAGAAAAAAUGUUAUCUGCAGUUUCUCAACAAAUUCAAACUAUUCAAGAAGCUGUUAAAGCGGGUGGUGAUACAAAAGUUGAUCUUGUUGGAAAGAAUUUAUCUGUUAAUCCUAAUAUGGCAAUAUUUAUUACAAUGAAUCCUGGAUACUCUGGAAGAUCUAAUCUUCCUGAUAACUUGAAACAAUUGUUCCGUUCAUUGGCUAUGACACAACCAGAUAGAAAUCUUAUUGCAGAAGUUAUGUUGUUUUCUCAAGGUUUUAGAACUGCAGAAACUCUUGCCAAAAAAAUUGUACCUCUUUUUAUACUUUGCAAAGAACAAUUAUCAAAUCAAUCUCACUAUGACUUUGGACUUCGUGCAUUGAAAUAUGUUUUAGUUUCAGCUGGAAAUUUGAAGAGAGAUGAAAUUUUAAGAUUAAAACAAGAAGCAUUAUCUAAAGGAAAAGAACUUAGUGAAAAUGAUUUAGCUAAUAUUAAAGCUGAACAACAAAUUUUGAUACAAUCUGUUUGUGAAACUUUGUUACCAAAAUUAGUUUCAGAAGAUAUGACAUUACUUUCAUCUUUACUACAAGAUGUCUUUCCUGAUGUUCAAUAUAUUCCAAAACGUCUUGAUGAACUUCGUAAUGAAAUUUGUAAUUAUUGUGAACAACAUAUGUUAUGUUAUUCUACAGUUUCUGGUGAACGUGGUGCAAUGUGGUUGGAUAAAGUAAUGCAAUUAUAUCAAAUAACAAAUCUUAAUCAUGGUCUUAUGCUUGUUGGUCCUUCUGGAACUGGAAAAUCAACUGCUUGGAAAGUUCUUCUUAAGGCUUUAGAAAGAUAUGAAAAAGUUGAAGGUGUUUCACAUAUUAUUGAUGCUAAGGCUAUGAGUAAAGAUGAUUUAUUUGGAUAUAUGGAUCAAAAUACUCGUGAAUGGAGUGAUGGAUUAUUUACACACAUAAUCAGAAAGAUAAUAGAUAAUGUUCGUGGAGAAAAUUCUAAAAGACAAUGGAUUAUUUUUGAUGGUGAUGUUGAUCCUGAAUGGGUUGAAAAUCUUAACUCUGUUCUUGAUGAUAAUAAAUUACUCACAUUACCAAAUGGUGAACGUUUAUCUAUUCCCUCAAAUGUUAGAAUUAUAUUUGAAGUUUCUGAUUUAAAGUAUGCAACAUUAGCUACUGUAUCUCGUUGUGGUAUGAUUUGGUUCCCAGAAGAAGUAAUAAAUGAAGAUAUGUUAUAUGAUUCAUAUCUUAAUAAACUUAGAAAUCAAAGACUUGAUAUUGAAUCAAAUGGAUUCUCAUCAGAUAGCAAUGAUUUCUUAUCUUAUAGUGCACAACAAACAACUCAAACGGCUGAAACUAUUUCUAUGGAAACAUCAAUGCAAAGUGCUUCAAUGAUUACAAGUACUUUUGGAAAUAUUUCUUCAAGUGUCACUUCACCAUCUGAUACUAUUACAAAUAGAGUAUUAGAGAUUCAAAGAAUUUGCGCUAAUAUUCUCAAUAAACAUUUAAGAGGUGAUGGAAUUGUAGGUUCAACACUUGAUUAUGCUUUAGAAAACAUUGAUCAUAUUAUGGAAGCAACUUCACAAAGAUUAGUUUUAUCAUUCUUUUCAAUGAUGAAUUUUUCAAUUAAACAAUUGUUAGAAUAUGACACUAAUCAUCAAGAUUUUCCACUUACAAAUGAACAAAUUGAAUCAUAUAUUGAAAAAACUAUGGCAGUCAACUUAGUUUGGUCAAUGUCAGGUGAUGGAAAAUGGAAGAGCAGAAAAGAAAUAAGUGAUUUUGUUAGAAGAUCUUCUACCUUCCCAAUGCCAAUAGAUGAUGAAUAUCCAAUAAUAGACUUUGAAGUUACUAUUACUGGUGAAUGGCAACCUUGGUCAUCAAGAGUUCCAAAGAUUGAAAUUGAAUCUAAUCGUGUUGCUGCAUCUGAUCUUGUAAUUCCUACAAUGGAUACAGUUCGUCAUGAAUAUUUGUUAAAGAUAUGGUUGUCAGAAAGAAAACCAUUGGUACUAUGUGGUCCACCAGGUUCUGGUAAGACAAUGACUCUUCUUGCAGCUCUUCGUUCACAGCAAGAUAUGGAUGUUAUUAAUGUUAACUUCUCUUCUUCUACUACACCAGAAUUAUUAAUGAAGACAUUUGAUCAUUAUUGUGAAUAUAAACGAACACCAAAUGGAGUUGUUUUGGCUCCUGUUCAAAUGUCAAGAUGGCUUGUUAUUUUCUGUGAUGAAAUAAAUCUUCCAACUCCUGAUAAAUAUGGAACACAAAGAGUUAUUUCUUUCUUAAGACAACUAGUUGAACAGAAUGGUUUUUAUCGUACAUCUGAUCAUGCUUGGGUUUCUCUUGAAAGAAUUCAAUUUGUUGGAGCAUGUAAUCCACCAACUGAUCCAGGAAGACAUCCUUUAACUCUUCGUUUCCUUCGUCAUGUACCAAUUGUUUAUGUUGAUUAUCCAGGAAGAACAUCUCUUAUUCAAAUUUAUGGAACUUCAUCAAGAGCUAUGCUUCGUAUGAUAACAUCACUUCGUGGUUGUGCUGAUGCAUUGACAAAUGCUAUGGUUGAUGUUUAUCUUGCUUCACAAGAACACUUUACUCAAGAUGAUCAACCACAUUAUGUUUAUUCACCACGUGAACUUACAAGGUGGGUACGUGGUAUUAAUGAAGCUCUUAUUCCUCAAGAUUCAUGUACUGUUGAAGGAUUGGUUAGACUUUGGGCUCAUGAAGCAUUAAGAUUAUUCCAAGAUAGAUUAGUACAUGACCAAGAAAGAGAAUGGACAGAUAAUUUAAUUGAUGAGACAGCUGCUAGAUAUUUCCAAGGAAAUUGUAAUAUUAAAGAAGCUCUUCAAAGACCAAUGUUAUAUUCUAAUUGGUUGACAAAACAUUACUCACCUGUUACUCAACAAGAUUUACAACAAUAUGUUCAAGCAAGACUUAAGACAUUCUAUGAAGAAGAAUUAGAUGUUAAAUUAGUUCCAUUUGAUCAAAUGCUUGAUCAUGUUCUUAGAAUUGAUAGAAUUUACCGUCAACCACAAGGACAUCUUCUUCUUAUUGGUGUUUCUGGUUCUGGAAAAACAACUCUAUCAAGAUUUGUUGCAUGGCUUAAUGGUUUAUCUAUUGUUCAAUUGAAAGUUCAUUCAAAAUAUAGUGGAACUGAUUUUGAUGAAGACAUUAAAGCUGUUUUAAGAAGAGCAGGUUGUAAAAAUGAAAGGAUUUGUUUCAUUAUGGAUGAAUCAAAUAUGCUUGACACAGGAUUUCUUGAAAGAUUAAAUACACUUCUUGCUAAUGGAGAAGUACCAGGAUUAUUUGAAGGUGAUGAAUAUACAACUCUCAUGAGUCAAAUAAAAGAAGGAGCACAACGUCAAGGAUUAAUGCUUGAUUCUGGAGAUGAAUUAUAUAAAUGGUUUACCUCACAAAUUAUCAAAAAUUUGCACAUUGUAUUUACAAUGAAUCCAAGUGGUGAUGGUCUUCGUGAAAAAGCAUCAACAUCUCCUGCUUUGUUUAAUCGUUGUGUUAUUAAUUGGUAUGGAGAUUGGUCUAAUACAGCACUUUAUCAAGUUGGGUCAGAACUUACAAAUAUUCUUGAUAUUGAUCAAGAUAAUUAUAGUACACCUAUUACAUUUGAACCAUGUUGUUCUCUUAUUCCAGAAAAAAUUUCUUAUCGACAUGCGGUUAUCAAUUCAUUUGUUCAAUGUCAUAAUAGUGUUGGUAAAACUAACAUUUCAGAAACGAAAAAAGGACAUCCAAUGAUGCCUAUAACACCAAGACACUACCUUGAUUUCAUUAAACAUUUCCAAAAUCUAUUCCAUGAAAAACGACGUGAAUUGGAAGAAGAAAAAGUUCAUCUUAAUAUUGGUUUAAGUAAAAUUAAAGAGACUGAAGAACAAGUUUCUGAAUUACAAAAGAGUUUACAAUUAAAAGGCAAAGAACUUGAGGAUAAAAAAGUUGCUGCUAAUGCAAAAUUAAAGGAAAUGCUUUUAGAUCAACAGAAGGCUCAAGAUGAAAAAAUUACCUCUGAAAAAUUACAGAAAGAACUUGCUGAUGCAUUAGUUCAAAUUGGUUCUAAGAGAGAAAUUGUUCAAAAAGAUCUUGCUCAAGUUGAACCAGCUGUUGAAGAGGCUAAACAAGCUGUAAAAGGUAUCAAGAAAACACAACUUGUUGAGUUAAGAAGUAUGCUUUCGCCACCAAAUCCAGUUAAAUUAGCUUUAGAAUCUAUUUGUAUGCUUCUCAAAGAAUCUGUCACAUCUGACUGGAAGACUAUUCGUAGUGUUGUUGUUAGGGAUGAUUUUAUUAAUAAAAUAUUAACAUUUAACACAGAUCAAAUUAGUUUUAGUACACUUGAAACAAUGAGAAAAUAUACUGAAAAUCCAGAAUUUGACUAUGAAAAAGUCAAUCGUGCUUCUGUAGCUUGUGGUCCACUUCUUAAAUGGGUAAAAGCUCAAUUACUUUACUCUGAAAUGCUUAAUAAAGUUGGUCCAUUAAGAAAUGAAUUAAUGAGAUUAGAGAAAGAUGCUGAAUUAAAAACUAAGAAAGGUGAAGAAGUAAAACAAACAAUUGUAGAAUUAGAACAAAGAAUAGCUGCUUAUAAGGAAGAAUAUGCUGUUCUUAUUGGUCAAGGAGAAACUAUUAAAGCAGACUUAGCUACAGUUAAAGAAAAAGUACAACGAUCAAUUGAUUUACUUGGUAGUUUACGUAGUGAAUAUGAUCGCUGGAGUAGAAGUUGUGAUGGUUUUUCACAUCAAAUGGAAACUCUUAUUGGAGAUACAUUACUUUCAGCAGCAUUUUUAGCCUAUUCUGGUUAUUAUGAUCAAAGAUUACGUGAUGAAUUAUUCAAUAGAUGGUUUGUAAAUCUCCAACAAAAUGGUGUUAAAUUUAGAAAUGAAAUUUCAAGAAUUGAAUAUUUAUCUAAUGUUGAUGAUAGAUUACAAUGGAAUAAUAAUGGACUUCCUAAGGAUGAAUUAUGUACAGAAAAUUCAAUUAUGUUACAUAGAUUCAAUAGAUUCCCUCUUAUUAUUGAUCCUAGUGGACAAGCCAUGGACUUUAUGCUUCGUCAAUUUGCUAAUAAAAAUAUUAUUAAAACAAGUUUCCUUGAUGAUUCUUUCAAAAAGAAUCUUGAAUCUGCACUUCGCUUUGGUAAUACAUUACUUGUACAAGAUGUAGAAUCAUAUGAUCCAGUAUUAAAUCCUGUUCUUAAUAGGGAAGUUAAAAAAACUGGUGGGCGUAUACUUAUUACAAUUGGUGAUCAAGAUAUUGAUUUAUCUCCAGCUUUCCAAAUAUAUUUAAUUACCAGAGAUGCAUCUGUACAAUUUUCUCCAGAUGUAUGCUCUAGGGUUACUUUUGUUAACUUUACCAUUACUCGUGGUUCAUUAGAAACUCAAUGUCUCAAUCAAGUUCUUAAAUCAGAAAGACCUGAUAUAGAUGAGAAGAGAAGUGAUUUAUUAAAAUUACAAGGAGAAUUUGCCGUCAGACUUCGUCAACUUGAGAAAGCUUUAUUAUCAGCAUUAAAUGAAAGUAAAGGUAAAAUUUUGGACGACAACAGCGUUAUUUCUACAUUAGAAAAAUUGAAAAAAGAGGCACAAGAAGUUGCUAAGAAAGCUGCUGAAACUGAUCAAGUUAUGAUGGAAGUUGAAUUAGCAUCACAAAAAUAUGUUAGACUUGCUCAUGCUUGUUCUCUCAUCUACCUCAUGCUUCAUCAAUUGGAAGAAGUUCAUUUCCUAUAUCAUUAUUCUCUUGAUUUCUUAUUAGAUAUCUUUACUGUUGCUUUACAUUCACCUCAACUUAAAGGUGUUGAAGAUUAUGGUGUUAGAUUAUCAAUAAUUACAACAAAUCUUUUCCAAAUUGUAUAUAAACGUGUUUCACUUGGUAUGCUUCAUGUUGAUAAAGUUGUUUUAGCUAUUCUUCUUCUUCGAAUUUACCUUAAAGGUGAAGCUAAAGAAUUAUCAUAUGAACCUCAAUUUGAUCAUUUACUUUUUGGAUCAGAUUUAAUUGGAUCAGAAUCUUCAAAAUUAAAGGCUGAUGUAAGUGAAGCAUUAAAGAAACUUCCUUUCUUAAGUCAUCAACAAAUUGUUUCAUUAAUUAAACUUACAACUGUACCUGGUUUUAAAAAUAUUAUUAGUAAAAUUGAAUCAAUACCUGAUUUCAAAGAUUGGCUUAAAUCUGAUAAUCCAGAAACAUCAACACCAGAAGUUUAUGAAACAGCAGAACCAUUAACUGAUAUUGGAAAAGCAGUAUAUAAUCUUUUACUAAUUCAUGCAAUGAGACCAGAUCGUGUAGUGGCUUCUUCGCAUUUAUUAGUUUGUUCAGGAUUUGGUAGUGAAUUCAUGCAACAAGAUAAAGUUGUUAAUUUAAGAGAAAUUGUAGAAAAUGAAGUACAAUGUAAAGUUCCAAUUCUUUUAUGUUCUGCUGUUGGUUUUGACGCAUCAGGUAAAGUUGAAGAUCUUGCAGUUGAGAUGAAUCGUGAAGUAACAUCAAUUGCCAUUGGAUCAUCUGAAGGUUUCAAUCAAGCUGAUGCUGCAUUAAAUUCUUCUAGUAAAACUGGAAAAUGGAUUCUUCUCAAAAAUGUUCAUCUAGCUCCUUCAUGGUUAGCACAACUUGAGAAAAAAUUACAUACAUUAAGACCACAUCCAAACUUCAGACUUUUAUUGACUGCUGAAAUACAUCCAAAACUUCCAAUUUCUGUUGUAAAAGCAUCACGUGUUUUAGUAUAUGAACCAGCAUCUGGAUUAAAAGCUAACUUAUUACGUAGUUUAUCAUCUAUUUCUGGGUCAAGAAUUUCUAAAUUACCACAUGAACGUUCUCGUUUAUAUUUCCUUGUUUGUUGGCUUCAUUCUAUUGUUCAGGAACGUCUUCGUUAUACUCCUCUUGGAUGGGCUAAUACAUAUGAAUUUUCAGAUGCAGAUCUUCGUGUUGCUUGUGACACAUUAGAUGCUGCUGUAGAUAUUAAUGCAGCUAAACGAAGUAAUGUUGAUCCUGAAAAAUUACCUUGGUCAACUUUACAAACAUUACUUUCACAAUGUAUAUAUGGUGGUAAAAUUGAUAAUAAAUUUGAUCAGAAAUUAUUAGAUUGCUUUAUUAAUAAACUAUUUACAUCAAAAUCAUUUGGAAAUGAUUAUGUUUUAAUAAAAAAUAUGGAUGGAAAGAAUUCAUUAACAAUUCCUGAAACAAAUACAAAAGAUGGUUUUGUUAGUUGGGUUUCAGGUUUAUCUCCAACACAAAUGCCUUCAUGGAUUGGUUUACCUAAUAAUGCAGAAAGAGUUCUUCUAACUGAACGAGGACAAUAUACAUUAAAGAAUCUCUUAAAAAUGUCUGGAGAUGAAUUAGCUUAUGAUGAUGAAACUGACAAAAAGAAUGCACCAUCUUGGAUGAUAACAUUAUCUGAACUUGCAACAAAAUGGCUUAAUUUAUUACCAGAAAGUAUUGAUAAACUAAAAAGAAAUAAAGAUAACAUUAAAGAUUCUCUAUUCCGUUUCUUUGAAAGAGAAGUUAAUCUUGGUGCUGCUUUACUUCGUGAUGUUCGUCAUGAUUUAAUUGAAUUAAAAGCUGUAUGUAAAGGAGACAAGAAGCAAGAUAAUAAUAUACGAUCAUUAUCAUCAUCUUUAAAUAGAGGUUUAGUUCCACAAAAUUGGCAACGUUAUGUUCUUCCAAAGAAUGUUACAGUUGCUUCAUGGAUGGCUGACUUUGCAGAACGUAUAUCACAACUUGUAAGAUUAUCAAAAUCAGACAAUUUAAGAAGCGAAGAAAUUUGGCUUGGUGGAAUGUUUGCACCUGAAGCAUAUAUUACUGCAACAAGGCAAAUGGUAGCACAAUCUAAUGGACUUGCUUUAGAACAGCUUAAUAUGCAUGUUAAAGUAGGAAAAGAAAAUAAAACACCGGAUUCAUUCUCAGUUAAAGGGCUUAUAUUUAUUGGUGGAAAAUGUCAACCUCCAAAUAAUGUUAUAAUUUCAGACGACGUAUACAAUGAAAUUGAUACAGUACACAUCUCUUGGUUAUUAGAUAAAUCAAAAACAUUAUCUAUAAAUCUACCUGUUUAUCUUUAUAAUAAUAGAACAAAUCUUUUAUUUACACUUGAUUUUGUACCAGAAAAAGAAAAAGAAUUUGAAUACUACGAAAGAGGUGUAGCUAUUGUUGCUAAUUCUGUUAUUUUUUAA
Messenger RNA from Strongyloides ratti, 13941 nucleotides. RefSeq names its product Dynein heavy chain, cytoplasmic. Gene Ontology annotation, molecular function: ATP hydrolysis activity; dynein intermediate chain binding; dynein light intermediate chain binding. Gene Ontology annotation, biological process: microtubule-based movement. The transcript has 2 exons. Gene Ontology annotation, cellular component: dynein complex. The record is from RefSeq and is a predicted model, not a curated record. NCBI's taxonomy places the organism in Eukaryota, Metazoa, Nematoda, Chromadorea, Rhabditida, Strongyloididae. Bases 1 to 13941 code for a protein of 4646 amino acids.